Helianthus annuus (common sunflower) is the source of this 1728-nucleotide messenger RNA. RefSeq lists its product as uncharacterized. The transcript is spliced from 5 exons. Bases 1 to 1728 code for a protein of 575 amino acids. Gene Ontology annotation, molecular function: nucleic acid binding; zinc ion binding; protein binding. The record is from RefSeq and is a predicted model, not a curated record. NCBI's taxonomy places the organism in Eukaryota, Viridiplantae, Streptophyta, Magnoliopsida, Asterales, Asteraceae.
AUGACUCAAGCUGAGUUGACCGAUCUGAUAAACACACGUGUGGCUGAGGCUCUGGCAGCCUACCAAGCUGGUCAGCAAGCGCAACACCAAAACAACCAGCCUGCUUGCACGUUUAAAACAUUUAUGGACUGUAAGCCCCAGACCUUCAAUGGGACUGAAGGGGCUGUGGGACUCUUGCGAUGGUUCGAGAAGGCUGAGUCGGUAUUUGCUAUGUGUAGCUGUCCUGCUGGGGACAGGGUGAAAUAUGCUACGGGCACGCUUGUGGAUGGUGCUCUAACAUGGUGGAAUGCCCAGGUUCAGUUGUUGGGCAUCGAGGCGGCAAAUGCCACUACCUGGGAUGACUUUAAGGAAUUGAUCAGGGAGGAGUAUUGUCCUCGCGACGAGAUCCAGAAGUUGGAGAACGAGUAUUAUGACCUGAAAAUGGUGGGAUCUGAAAUCGAAGCAUACGUGAAGCGGUCGUAUGAGUUGGCUGACAUGUGUCCGAAUUUGUCCCGACCCAUGCCUCGAAGGAUUGAGCUGUUCAUCAAGGGAUUACCUCCACGAGUGAAGGGUUUAGUUACUGCAGCAAAUCUCAAUAACUUGACACAGAUUGUUCGUUUGACCCACAAGAUUGUUGAUCAAGAAGUGGAGAGUAAUUCACUACCACCGCGUGUUUCAGCCACUACUGCUCCUACAUCCACCGCAACUGUGCCCGCUAGUGACAACAAGCGGAAAUGGAACGACAUUGACAAAGCAACUAGUGCUAGCCAGUCUCAGAAACGGCCAUACAACAAUAUCAACCGCAGUAUCAGUCAAUUGUCUUCCGUCAAUCAAGGCCAAGGAGGUAGCCAAAAUCAGGGCUCUUAUGUUGGGAAGAAGCCACAGUGCAAUAAGUGUGGCUAUCAUCAUUACGGGCAGUGCGUCCGGACAUGUCGUAGGUGUGACAAAGUGGGCCAUGAGGCCAAAGAUUGUAGGGCCCCGCAGCCGAAACAUCAACAGCAGCAAAACCAGCUGUAUCAGAGACAGCAGAGGCAGCCACCUCAGCAGAACCAGGAGUUUAGUCAGCGACUAGGGUCAACCCCCACACCUUUAGAGGUUAAGCAAGUAGUAGAACUAGCUGAUGGUAAAACGAUAGAAGCUUCACAUGUCCAUUUUGGGUGUAAACUAGAUCUCGUGGGUCAAAUAUUUGAUAUUGACCUCCUUCCUGUUACCCUAGGUAGUUUCGAUAUAGUGGUUGGUAUGGAUUGGCUAUCUAAGCACCAAGCUGAGAUUCUGUGUAAGGAAAAGAUUGUGCAUAUCCCUAUACCUGAAAGAGAGCCGUUGUUGGUUCAGGGGCAUCGCAGUGGUGCGAUGGUCGGUAUUAUUUCAGCUAUGCAGGCGCAGAAGUGCUUACGAAAGGGGUAUCCUUCUAUUUUGGCACUUGUUACGGAUACCCCGUCAGGAGAAAGAAAGAUCGAGGAUCUGCCAGUGGUACGCGAAUUCGCCGAUGUAUUUCCUGAGGAGCUUCCUGGUUUACCUCCUCAUCGUCAAGUGUUUCGUAUAAUGGAUCAAAUUCCGUUUGAUGUUGUGAUCAUGGAAAUUUUUGUUAGGCUCCCUCACAAAUCACUAUGUCGGUUUAUAAGUGUAUGUAAAAAAUGGUAUGAAGAUCUUUCAAGUUUUGAAUUUUUACAGAGGCAUACGAAUCGCGUUAGUAAUACAGUGGAUGAACUAUUGGAACAAGGCAUGUUUCCAGAUCCGUUUGACAUUUGA